Messenger RNA from Phyllostomus hastatus (greater spear-nosed bat), 1131 nucleotides. RefSeq names its product vomeronasal type-1 receptor 3-like. Gene Ontology annotation, biological process: G protein-coupled receptor signaling pathway. Lineage: Eukaryota; Metazoa; Chordata; Mammalia; Chiroptera; Phyllostomidae. Gene Ontology annotation, molecular function: pheromone receptor activity. The record is from RefSeq and is a predicted model, not a curated record. Gene Ontology annotation, cellular component: membrane.
GGAAGAUCUAAGAGAGACAGACACUCAGUGAUGUCCAGAGACACCCUGUUUGGGAUCCUCCUCUCCAUUCAAACUGGUACUGGUUUCCUUGGGAACUCCUUGCUGUUUGCUUUAUACAUGCACACCUUCUUCUCUCUGCCCCGCAAGAAGAAGCCUGCUGAUGGGAUCCUUGCCCACUUAACUUUGGCUAACGCCCUGACCCUCCUAUUCAGAGGGGUUCCAAGUAUAAUUAGUUCCUUUGGAAUGAGGCCUGAGAUAGGCGACACUGGGUGUAAAGUAGUUCUCUACACUCACAGAGUUACCCGGAGUAUUUCUCUGUACACAACCUCCCUCCAGAGCACAUUUCAGGCGGUGACCAUUGCUGUAAGCGGUCGUAAAUGGACCUGGCUCAAGAACAACAUCUCUACACUCAUUCAACCCUCCAUAUUUUCCUGCUGGGUCAUCAACAUGGUCAUCUAUUCUGAGAUUAUCUUAAAAGUUGUGGCCAACAGGAAUACCACUGAUGUUACCUCUGGGUAUUAUGGUCCUUUUUGCAAGGUCAGUACAUAUGAUCACCAGGUGGCUGUGACAAUUCUCAGUAUAGUGCUCAUUCAGGAUGUGCUCUUUCUCUCCCUAAUGGCGUGCAGUAGUGUCUACAUGGUGACCGUCCUUUCCAGACACCACAGAGUAGCUCGGCUCGUCCGCAGUAGCGUCCACUCCUCACGAAGCUCUCCUGAGCACAGAGCCACCCACGUCAUCCUCAUGCUGGUUUGCUGUUUCAUUUUUUUUUACUGGACCAACAGCUUUCUUACUGCUUAUCCACAGUUUGGAAAUAAGAGGAAUUGGCAACUGGAGAACGUUAAUGCCUUUAUUUCUUCAUGUUACCCGACCAUCUGUCCUUUUGUACUGAUGAAAAAUGAGAACAGGAUUUCCAGAGUGAAUUUCAUGAAUAGAAGGACCAGAAUUUUCUUUCAUGAAAGUAAAUUAAAUGAUCCUAUGAACACUCCUCAGCAUUUGUCUUCACAACAAGAUUCAUUUAUAUGUGUCCAGAGUCACAAGGUUAUCAAUGGUUUGAGGGAUAUGUUUAGUCCCCAUUGUGCUGAGUUAACAGGAAGUAAAAUCAAUGCAUUGUCCAGUUAUGAAACUUUUUAG